AGUUUUAGAGAGAGAGAGAAAGGGGCUUCGAUAUUUCCCAAAGGGCCCGCCGUGUUUUUUGCGUAGGAAAAUCCCGCCACAUAACUUUUUCUUUCUCCUCAUUCACGAAGAAAAGCUUUCCUUUUUCCCUCCUCUUCUCUCUCUCUCCUCUCUUUCUCUCUCUAGCAAUUUGAUUGAUUGAUUGAUACUGUUUCAUUGUAUAAGAUCUCGCACCGCGCAUAAAUCUUCAAUUUCUCCUCCCCAUUUUAUUGAUUUUUCCCCCUUUCUGGGUUUCUUCUCCCCCCCCUUCCUUUUUCAUCAGUACCACACUCUCCACUUGUCGGGUUUUCAUCCCAUUAUUUGCUUUCUCCAGAAACUACAGUGUACUUCUGAACAAGAAUUCAAAGCGACAAUGAAUUUCUUACAUUCAUGAUGAAUGACUUAAGCAUUCCUAUUUUAAGGUUUCUUGCCAGUUCAAGCCUGGAUUACGGCUACAUCUUUGGAUGGAUAAUCACAGGGUUCUUUGGGCUUUUCGCUCUCGUAUACGCAUUCUUGAAAUGGCAGAGAAGGACAUCUCUUAACUGGCUUAAAGCUGCUUCCAGGGCAAAAAAGCGAGCCUGGAAGAAGCUAAAAGUUCCGUUAUCACAUCACACAUGGAUGGAUGAUGUGGCGUCUGGUGGACUGCCAUCGACAUGUUGUGUCUGCCUAAAUUCCCUAAUCUACCCUCAGACUUUAGGAACAAAAUCUCUCUCCCGCUUGCCUAUACAUCGCUGUUCGGUUUGUGGUGUUGCGUCUCAUUUCCGUUGCUCCCAAUUUGCAGCAAAAGACUGCAAGUGUGUAGUGCAAGCAGGUUAUGACACAAUUCAGCACCAUUGGUCCGAAAGAUGGUUUAACGUGGACGAUAAUCCUGAGAUGUCUGCCUUUUGUUUUUACUGCGAUGAACCGUGUGGUAUCCCUUUCAUCGAUUCAUCUCCAGCGUGGUAUUGCUUAUGGUGUCAGCGAAUCAUACAUGUCAAGUGCCAGGUUAAGAUGUCUGAAGAAUCCGGUGAUGUUUGUGAUCUAGGUGCUCACAGAAGAGUCAUUCUUUCUCCGCUUUGUGUCAAAAGUGCCGAAAGCGAGAUGUUGAGUUCCAUUACCGAAGAAAUCAUUGCUUCAACAGUUCGUGGACAGAUUAGAAGAAAGCGACAUCGAAAUAGACAUGGAAGUAAUCGGUACAUUAAUGGCAAGGAGCCAGAAAGUUUUGCUGUCAAAAGAGCGGUUCUCAAUGUGCUCAAAGGUCUUGUUGGGCUUCAAAGUUCUAGCAUUAAGAAAAGCAACGAUCCGUUUCUGAAUGCUGGCAAAGUUCUUAGCAAGCGAGGCUCUCUGAAUGAUUUAGACAGUAAGAAUAAUGAAGUCGAUUUUUGUGACAAAAAAUUAAAGAAGUAUACUAUUCUCGACUUGCCUUCAGAUGCCAGACCACUUCUGGUUUUUAUUAAUGCCAAGAGCGGAGCACAAAACGGGCCUAUCUUGCGGAGAAGAUUGAACAUGCUAUUGAAUCCCGUGCAGGUAAUUGAACUCAGUUCCUCUCAAGGUCCCGAGGCUGGGUUAGAUCUAUUCAGCAACGUGCAAUACUUUAGGGUUUUGGUUUGUGGUGGUGAUGGAACAGUUGCUUGGGUACUUAAUGCAAUAGAGAGAUAUAAUUUCGAGUCACCCCCGCCGGUUGCAGUUCUUCCUUUAGGUACUGGAAAUGAUUUGUCGAGGGCUUUGCACUGGGGUGGGGGGUUUUCUGUCGUUGAAGGACAAGGUGCUUUGAGCACUUUUUUGCACGACAUAGACCAUGCAGCAGUUACUAUGCUCGACCGCUGGAAAAUCAAUAUAACAGAGGAAGGUUCCGGCGGUGAACCUAGUAAAGUUAAAUCAAAGUUCAUGAUGAACUACUUAGGUAUUGGAUGUGAUGCAAAGGUUGCAUAUGAAUUUCACACGAAUAGGGAAGAAAACCCGGAGAAGUUUUACAGUCAGUUUGUGAAUAAACUAAGAUACGCGAAAGAAGGUGCCAGGGAUAUGAUGGACAGAGCUUGUGCUGACUUGCCAUGGCAAGUCUGGCUGGAAGUCGACGAAAAAGAUAUCGAGAUACCAAAAGAUGCGGAGGGUUUAAUUGUGCUCAACAUUGGCAGCUACAUGGGAGGAGUUGACCUCUGGCAAAAUGAUUAUGAGCAUGACGAUAAUUUCAAUCAUCAGUACAUGCACGACAAAAUGCUUGAAGUUGUAUGCGUUACUGGAUCAUGGCACCUCGGCAAACUCCAGGUCGGACUUUCACAAGCAACUAGGUUAGCACAGGGGAAAGUUAUAAAGAUACACGUCUCCAGUCCGUUCCCUGUGCAAAUUGACGGGGAACCUUUUAUACAGCAACCUGGAUGUUUAGAAAUAACACACGACGGACAGGUAUUUAUGCUUCGAAAAGCAUCCGGGACGGAAGGACCAAGAGGCCAUGCAGCAGCUAUAAUGUCGGAAGUUUUGGUAGACGCAGAAUGUAAAGGCGUUAUCAAUGCUUCUCAAAAGAAAUUACUUCUUCAAGAGAUUGCUCUCCAGCUUUCUUGAUCCUUUUUUUUUUGUUUUGGUUUUCCACAAGUUAAGCUUUGCUAAUGAUUCCCAUAGCUUACUAAAAAUAUAUACAUAGUUAACAUUCACUCUAUCAAUAUUUCGACUAACAAUAGUUGGUCAGGGAAAGAGAAGUAUCUCUAUUCCCCAGAGUUUUAACUCACAAACGUAGGUAUACUCUAGGAAUUUGCCAUGAGGUUCGACGUGUUUUCGGUUUUUUUCAUUUUUUUUUUUGAGUAGAUAUUUUUGUUGAUGUAAGAUAGGUAGUUUAGUCUCCGAUUGAAAAUGUACUUAGAGAUGCGUGUAUAUCCAAUACCGUGAAGAGUGAACUCUCUCGUGAUUCUAUCGUUUAGACAAUGUUUUGUUGCUCCUGUAUGGAAAAUUAUAUUCUGAUGUUGAAGUUGAUUUUUGGUGAAGUAAUAGAAGUUUCUCGAUUUUGUUAUCGGAUA
Messenger RNA from Erythranthe guttata (spotted monkey flower), 3005 nucleotides. RefSeq names its product diacylglycerol kinase 2 (gene DGK2). Gene Ontology annotation, molecular function: ATP-dependent diacylglycerol kinase activity. The record is from RefSeq and is a predicted model, not a curated record. Gene Ontology annotation, biological process: phospholipase C-activating G protein-coupled receptor signaling pathway. Gene Ontology annotation, cellular component: membrane. Lineage: Eukaryota; Viridiplantae; Streptophyta; Magnoliopsida; Lamiales; Phrymaceae.